Molecule: messenger RNA, 1008 nt
Organism: Talaromyces proteolyticus
Lineage: Eukaryota; Fungi; Ascomycota; Eurotiomycetes; Eurotiales; Trichocomaceae
Product: dehydrogenase with different specificitie
Exons: 1
Coding region: 1-1008 (335 amino acids)
Source: RefSeq, a predicted model, not a curated record
AUGUCUCGUUAUACUUCCGCUCAUAUUAACCCUGAAGGUCCUGGGGAUGCUAGACCAACUGCAUUGCAGAUCGUUACCGAUAACAACAUAGCAGACAAGUUGAAUGGCAAAGUCGCCGUCGUGACCGGUUGCUCAGCUGGGCUCGGUAUCGAGGUAGUUCGUGCUCUUGCUGUGACAGGGAUUACUCUCUAUCUAACAGCGAGAGACAUUGUCAAAGCAAAGAACACUUUGACCGACAAAGUGAACGUUUCUAAAAUUCAUUUCGUGAAAAUGGAUCAGACCUCGUUGCAGAGCGUCCGGGAAGCGGCUAAUACCAUCCUCUCGAAGACGCACACGGUCAAUAUUCUUAUCAACAAUGCUGGAAUCAUGGCUAUCCCAGAACUACAACUGACCAAAGACGGAUUUGAGGUUCAAUUUGCUACCAAUCACCUAUCUCAUUUUUUGUUCUUUGGACUUCUCAAACCCGCUCUACUAGCUGCUACUACACCGGAAUUCCAAUCGCGAGUAGUCAUACUCUCGGCCGCUGCUCAUCGAAUUCAAGGUCUCAAUCCUUCUGGCGAUUACUUUUUUAAAAAUACCCAGUAUGAUCCGUGGCGGGCAUAUGCCCAGUCCAAGUGCGCAAACAUUUACAUGGCCAAUGAAAUUGAGCGUCGGUUUGGAGCACGCGGGCUUCACGCGACCAGUUUACACCCCGGAAUUAUCGUGACUGGUCUGAGCAAAUUCGUCUCACCAGAAAUAAGAGACUCAAUGCUGCAGGAUCAAGCCCUACUGAAAACCUUUAAGAAUCCUGAACAGGGAGCAGCUACAACUAUUUAUGCGGCAAUUGACAAAGAUUGGGAGGGCAGGGGUGGAAAGUACCUUGUAAAUUGCACCGAGGCUGUCCGAGGCCCAGAUGAUGGAUAUCGAGCUAGUGACACGUACGUUAGUCACACUUACUGUCCAGAACUGGAGGCUCAGCUGUGGAGAGAUUCACUGGAGUUGGUUGGUUUGGAAGAAACCACGUACUGA